UACACUUAUCCAACGCUGUCUCCAAAUAUCAAGGACUAGAGGGAGGUACGUAACGAAAAGAAUGACUGUGUUGGAAUCUGUGUCCGCAGCCGGGGGCGGAGUCCUCAUCGUUGGAGCCUCCGGUUUCAUUGGCCAGUUCAUCGCCGAAGCUAGCCUCCAUGCUGAUCGGCCUACGUACCUUCUCGUCCGAUCGGUUGGCUCUAAAACCAACAAAACUCUUCAAGACAAAGGCGCUAAAGUUAUUCAUGGUGUUGUCAAGGAUCAAGCAUUCAUGGAGAAGAUACUAAAAGAGCAUAAGAUAGAUAUAGUAAUAUCAGCUAUUGGUGGUGCUAAUAUACUAGACCAACUCACCCUAGUCCAUGCCAUUAAAGCUGUCGGAACCAUCAAGAGGUUUUUGCCAUCGGAGUUUGGGCAUGACGUUGAUAGGGCUAAUCCGGUGGAACCAGGGCUCACCAUGUACAACGAAAAGAGGAGGGUGCGGCGAUUGAUAGAAGAGUGUGGGGUGCCCUACACUUAUAUCUGCUGCAACUCUAUUGCUUCUUGGCCAUACUAUGACAAUACUCACCCAUCGGAAGUAAUUCCCCCUUUGGAUGAGUUCCAAAUUUAUGGUGAUGGCAGUGUCAAAGCAUAUUUUGUUGCAGGCUCUGAUAUAGGAAAAUUCACCAUCAAAACCGUCGACGACAUUCGUACGCUGAACAAAUCGGUUCAUUUCCGACCAUCCUGCAAUUUUCUCAACAUAAAUGAGCUUGCAUCUUUGUGGGAGAAGAAGAUUGGACGCACUCUCCCCCGAGUCACUGUCUCAGAAAAUGACCUACUAGCAGCAGCAGCAGUGAAUAUAAUCCCACAAAGUGUCGUUGCAUCGUUCACACACGACAUUUUCAUUAAGGGAUGCCAGAUUAAUUUUUCAAUUGAAGGUCCUAAUGACGUUGAAGUAUGCAGCCUCUACCCUGAUGAAUCGUUCAGGACCGUUGAUGAAUGUUUCGAUGAUUUUGUUGUGAAGAUGAAUGGGAAGAAUUUUACAGAUGAGACGGAUGGAAACACUGCCCAGAAUCAUGUUGUUGAAGUACUUCCCAUCACAAUGUGUGCUUGAUUUGAAGAAAUAUAUGUAAUUGGACACAUCAUUAUGUGAACCAUAUCUAAUCCAUCUAUUAUUUUUUUUAUGGCAACAAUUUUAUUCAAUAAAAUUGGGAGUCAAUUCGUUGCCUAUUAUUUAUGAUUUUAUUUUGAACUUAUCUCAAUGUAUUGUUUCAGUGGGAAGAAAAAUUGGCGUUCGAAUUCUGAAAAUGAAUUUAUUUGAAAA
Molecule: messenger RNA, 1300 nt
Organism: Camellia sinensis
Lineage: Eukaryota; Viridiplantae; Streptophyta; Magnoliopsida; Ericales; Theaceae
Product: leucoanthocyanidin reductase
Molecular function (GO): oxidoreductase activity
Source: RefSeq, a predicted model, not a curated record